ACUUGCCUACGUCAUCACGCAAAGGGGUGCACUUCCUGCUCACGGCAUUGAGUGGGUUGAGUAGAUGAUUUUACUCAUAACGUCCAAGGAAUGCUUUUCUCACCUUCGAGACGACACUGGACAAGUGCUAUUCGUUUGGCGAUAACUCUGUUUGGACUCCCGUUGACGGCCUCCACCUCUGGAGCAAGACCUGCGGCUCUUUGCGCAUCCCAUCAUUUUUACGGAACCAGUAAACAUAUUAAACCUAUUUGUGGGGACUGUUACACCUGCAGUAUCGGGACCAUGCCCUCGCCAGCAGGUCCUCAUGUAAAAUCCAGAUGCCCACAGUAUCCACAGUCCACCAUCACGCGCUUCACUGUACCAGACGACAAGGUGGACUGGAAUCAGAAAUGGCCCGAGUACAGCCCAGUCAACCACACUGCUCCAGUUGUUUUAAAGAAGCCAGUCUGGGCUGAUCCCGACAUUGGUUCCUUCUCUCCAAAGUUCAAUGCUGUUGAUGGUCCUGUGGACAGGUCGAGCUUUGAGGGAAAAUACAAAGUGGAAAGUGAGAAGCCAUUAAACCCUCGUGGACGCACUGGUUUGACUGGACGAGGUUUGCUUGGACGAUGGGGACCCAAUCAUGCUGCUGACCCUGUUGUCACAAGAUGGAAGGUAGAUGCCAGCGGAGCAAAGAUUCAUCACUCGGCCUCCAAAAAGCCCAUCCUGCAGUUUGUGGCCAUCAAGAGGAGAGACUGUGGGGAGUGGGCCAUCCCAGGGGGGAUGGUGGACCCAGGGGAACAGGUUUCCCUCACGUUGCAGCGGGAGUUCUCGGAGGAAGCCCUGAACUCGCUUUCUGUAAAGCAGUCAGAGAGGGAAGACAUCCGCAAACGCAUCCAAAACCUCUUCGGGUCUACAGGGUUUCAGGUCUACAAAGGAUAUGUUGAUGACCCAAGAAACACGGACAACGCCUGGAUGGAGACGGUCGUCGUCAACUUUCACGAUGAAGCGGGCGACAGUGUGAGCGAGCUGCCUCUGCAGGCUGGCGAUGACGCAGGACAUGUCCAGUGGGUGGACGUGGACUCGUCCUUCGGCCUCUACGCGAGCCACUCCCACUUCUUGGAGCUGGUUGCCAGAGAGCGGCAGGCCCACUGGUAAUCGGGAGACAAAAGGCUGCUCUGACGUUACGAUGAGGCAAAGCAGAGCCUGAAGAGCUCUCGUCCAUUCAGCACGCACGACUGCUAAUGGGAGCGUUCCCACUAAUUCAUUCAUGAUAUUCUGAACUGAUAAUGGAAAACAUAAAGUGAGUUUAACCAGUUGGCAUGACAUGGCAAAAAGAGAAAAACAAACAAACAAAAAGAAAAGAAAAGAAAAAAGAAGUAUUGUAACCCGAGGAUAAGUAAAAUCUAUGAGGUUUAUGUACAUCUAUGAUAAAGCCAUGGUCAGAGAUUGUAAUGCUUUUUCGAUUCAUUUGAUCAAAUGGCUCCACGGAGGAUUUAAAGUGUGACCUUUUAUGUUGCCAUAUUUAUUGAAUCCCCCCAAAAAUUCUGCUUUGCGCCCUACGUCGGUAUAGUCCCCAUUUGAGCUCUUCCACCUUACUGUAAAGGGCAAGGGAAAGGAAACAUGGUUUAGUAUUUAAAUAAACAAAAAUCUGACAAGUGUGGUGUGUAUUUCUGCAGGGUCUCAAACUGUCUCACAUAAUUAUCAAACAUUUAGACCCUAAAAACUCUUCAAGAUCUUCAAAACUACCUCUAAAGUUACCUAUAAUUACAUCUGAAAAUUAUUGUAUGUUUUUGUACAAAGAACGCAUUCCCGCUACUGGAACUGGCUUAUUUCAUGUUUAGACAAUUAAAAUUGUCUUUUAAAGUGAUUUACUGUUAUCUCCUUCAGUUUAGAAAAAGGCAUUAUAAGGUUUGGCUUAAAUGCAGGGGUUUUAUCAGUUGGUUAGUACCUGCUGUCAGUACUGAAGGUUAAUUAUUUGUUGUAAGAACAAACUGAAGUAAAGUAACCAGUCUGUAGCAGCACCAGAUUUACACACACUAUUUUCAUCAAAUUAAAUUCACUGCUCAGAGCUCAGAUUAUUACACUUAAAUAAUACCCAUCUUAAAAAUUGGAGAGAGCAUCAAUGCUCUGAGUGGUAAGACUUGCUUCUCAUCACUCAUCUGCUAUAAACAGCAGAUUCUCAAUUGAAUUUAGGGCUGGGCUUUGAUUGGACCACUUCCUGACUAAAGCUUGAGGACUGAAGAAUUUCCAUGUAUUCCAAGACCGUUUCUCGGUUGACAGCCUGCGUCUCCAAAGUCUGUUGUUUAAAAUAAAUUCAGUGUGUGGACCAUGGUGAAUACAGCUGAUCAGUGGGCGUUACAGGAAGAGCCGAAGAAUCCAGCUGCAAUGGGGCGCCAGCUGGAGCCUCUUACAAGAAAUCACUAAUUAAAUAAGAGCCAGUCCUAGUGGGCGCCACAAAUCCAAUAUGUUUUUUUGUUUUGUUUUUAGCCACACAUUUGCCUGUUGUUCAAUAUUCAAGUGAUGUUCAGGUCAGUGAACAAAGUCUGCUGUUUGACCAGAGAAGGAAGCUUUUUUUCCCCACACUUGUUUAGAUGCUUUUUCACUUCUUGCAGACAGAGAGAAAGAGAGAGAGAGAGACAGAGGAUUUUUAUCUACAAACCACUCAAGCACUAAUAGCAUUUGCUGUUGAAGGAAGGGAGACUGUGACCAAUCUUUCAUCUGAUUCUGGCCAGGGCUGCAUUAGACACUUUAAUGUUUAAUGUCCAAUUAUAAUUGGAGGUUUACUCUAAUGGCAGUGCUGGCCCCAAGAAUAAACAAACCGAGCAGCUGCUUACUGCUCAGAACCAAUAGAGGGCACCCAAGAGCGCUGGAACAGUCACUAGUUGUGCUUCUAAAUGUAAUGCUUUGUUUGUGUGGGUGAUACAUGACUGUGCAAAAUAAAACCUCUGAUCCUUGA
Molecule: messenger RNA, 2935 nt
Organism: Poecilia latipinna (sailfin molly)
Lineage: Eukaryota; Metazoa; Chordata; Actinopteri; Cyprinodontiformes; Poeciliidae
Gene: nudt9
Product: nudix (nucleoside diphosphate linked moiety X)-type motif 9
Exons: 8
Coding region: 91-1134 (347 amino acids)
Molecular function (GO): ADP-ribose diphosphatase activity
Source: RefSeq, a predicted model, not a curated record